Molecule: messenger RNA, 3378 nt
Organism: Ceraceosorus guamensis
Lineage: Eukaryota; Fungi; Basidiomycota; Exobasidiomycetes; Ceraceosorales; Ceraceosoraceae
Product: putative AMS1-alpha-mannosidase
Exons: 12
Coding region: 1-3378 (1125 amino acids)
Biological process (GO): mannose metabolic process; oligosaccharide catabolic process
Cellular component (GO): fungal-type vacuole membrane
Molecular function (GO): alpha-mannosidase activity; carbohydrate binding
Source: RefSeq, a predicted model, not a curated record
AUGUCGGGCGCCAGCCAAGGUCCUCGGCCUUACCCUGAGCUGUCCAUCGCUUCCGAGCGCCCUGUCCACGGCAUCGACAUCCGCUCCGUCCAGGAGAGGAGGCUGGAAGAGUUCCAUGGCGGCCAGUACUCUCGAUGGAAUUUGGCUUCGGUGCUCUUUGAGAGCAGCCGCGAUGAUGAGGGCGUCAUCAGGAUUUGGCGUUGGGAUCCCAAACCUGGCGACAAGCCAAGCUUCGAUGAGGCCAUCAAGCAGACUUUCAGGCCUUCAUCGACCCAUGAAAACUUCUCUCCAAGCUGGUCAAACCACUGGCUUCGUCUGGAGAUCCAAGUGCCUAAGCAGUGGCAGAAGAAGGAAUGGGUCGAGCUGCAACUUGAUCCUGGUUGCGAAGCAAUGAUCUUUUCAUCGGAUGGCAUGUCUCUGCAAGGUAUCACGGGCUCUUAUGGUGCUGAUCGUAGAGUCGACUUUCCUCUCACGCCAGAGAUGAGAGAGGGAACACUGGAGCUCUACGUCGAAGUGUCUUGCAAUGGAAUGUUCGGUGUGCCCAACGGUCAAGAAGGCGACCCGGACCCAAAUCGAACGUUCAGCUUCGACUCUUGUGCCAUCGUAGUCAAGCGUCCACAAGCUUGGAAGCUGCUUUGGGACUUUGAGAUGUUGGAAGGAUGCGUCAAGAACAUGCCAAGGGACGGGCCUCUGCAGAAUAAGGCGCUGUGGGCAGCCAAUAAGAUCCAGGACACUUUUAGGCGCGACGAUCUGAGCACCAUUGACGCUUGCAGGAAGAUUGCGCAAGAGGUGCUCGGCAAAGACUGGGAAGACCUCGAGGAAGGCUUGUACGAUGUCGGCAACAGAAAAGAUCGCGAGGACGUCGCACUUUGGGCCAUCGGUCACACGCACAUCGACACUGCAUGGCUCUGGCCAUACUCCGCCACCCAGCAGAAAGUCGCGAGGUCUUGGAGCACCCAAAUCGCACUCAUGGAGCGCUAUCCGGAGUAUCGCUUCACUGCUUCCACAGCCCAGCAGUAUAUCUGGCUAGAGCAGCUGUACCCAAAGCUCUUCGCGCGCCUCAUCAAAGCAGCAAAACGGGGCACGUUCCAGCCAAUUGGAGCUACAUGGGUGGAGUGUGACGGCAACUUGCCCUCCGGCGAGUCUUUUGCAAGGCAAUUUCUGUACGGUCAGCGCUACUUCGAAUCUCGCUUCGGCAAGCGAUGCAACGUGUUUUGGUUGCCCGAUUCCUUCGGAUACAAUGCGCAGCUGCCGCAGAUCGCACGUUCAAGCGGAUGCGAUUACUUCUUCACUCAAAAGCUGAGCUGGUCAAAUGUCAACAGAUUCCCCCACAACACAAUGAUGUGGGUCGGCUUGGAUGGCACGCAGAUCAUCACCCACUUGACGCCCGUCAAUAACUACGACAGCAUGUGCGGCGUCGACGAUCUCGUUCGUGGGGUGAAGAACAACCAGAACCUGAAUGUGCAGCCCACUGCACUUCUGCUCUUUGGUUUCGGUGACGGAGGUGGUGGUCCUACAACCCCUCAUCUCGAGCGUCUUCGCCGUGCGCGGGCCACCUGGAACAAUGGCCACACCGAAAUGCCUAAAGUAGGUGUCGGACGUUCAGUGCAGGACUUCUUUAAGAAUGUGCUCGACAUAACCGAAGGCGGCGAUCGGUUGCCUCGUUGGGUAGGGGAUGUGUACCUCGAAUUCCAUCGAGGUGUACAGACGAGUCACGGCAGCAUCAAGAAGCACAAUCGGCAGCUCGAGUCUGCCAUGCAGCGCUUGGAAUGGCUCGCCACACACGCGAGUCUUUUGGGUUUGCAGCACGGCUCCGCAACAGGGAAUUACAAAUAUCCGAAGGAUGAGAUUGAUAGCAUCUGGGAGCCUCUGCUGACGAAUCAGUUCCACGACGUGCUGCCGGGAAGCUCUAUUCGAUUGGUUUAUGACGACGCGGAGCGGAUUUACGCUGACCUGCACAAGAGGGUAGCAAAGGCCACCGCGGAGGCCGAGAAGGUCCUCAAGGGUCUUGCCGCCUUAGAGGAUGGUACCGGCUUCGCAAAGGCGUACAACACUCUUAGCAUCCCUCGCAAGCACCUUGUCAGAGCUGACCCGAGCUGGGAAUCUGCUGAGCGCGACGGGACUAACAGUGAUGGCUCUGAGUAUGUGUUCUUGGAGGACAAGCAGGGGAGCAACAUCGUGGAGGAGCGGACCGCGGUGGUUGCGGCACGUGAAGCUGUCUACGGUAAGGAACAUUACAACUCCAACUUCACUUUGCGGAAUGCGAACGUUUCCCUGACUGUCGCGAGUGGCUUCAUUACUAGCAUUCGCACUUUGCAGAAGCGUACUUGGGUCGAGCUCAUUCCACCAGGCAGGCGUGCUGGCCUGACAAUCGCCGAGGACUACCCGCCACAAUUUGACGCUUGGGAGACAGAGGUCUACUCUCUAAAUACCGCCGAAGACAUCCCCUUCCAUGAAGUGCGCAUCUCGGAGGUGGGGCCGUUCCGCGCCGCCUUACGCCUUCAGGCGCAGUGGGGCCAGAGCUCAGCUGUGGUCAAGAUCUCGCUUGACGCGAUAGGCACUUCUAUUGCAAGCUGCCAACACAGCACGAGCGGCCUGCACUUCCACGUCGAGAUCGACUGGCAGGAGAAACAUCGGUUCUUGCGCUUUGAGCUGCCCACCAUCCUCAAUGCAGACAAUGCUUCUUUCGAGACUCCUUUCGGUGUCACGAAGCGACCUACUACUCGCAACACGACGUGGGAGGCGGCCAAGUUCGAAGUUGCAAGCCACAAAUUCUUCGAUCUUAGCGAGUCUUCAUUUGGCGUGUCAAUCCUCAACGAUUGCAAGUACGGAGCCAGCGUCGAGGGAGGGCGUAUGCGACUUUCACUGCUCAAAGCGCCAACGUAUCCCGAUGCUCAUACGGAUGAAGGCAAGCACUCUCUAAACUUUGUCAUCCUGCCUCACUCCGGUCCGCUGUCGAUGCUGACGGUCAAUGCAGCUAGAGAGCUCAACUCUCCGUUGACGCGAGCAGCAACGACGCGUCCAAGCAAGGCGUUCAGCUCCCCUUUCCGUCUGCAUCAAGAUGUCGAGUCCUCCAUCGUUCUCGAUACGAUCAAGCGUGGAGAAGCUGACUUUGACUAUCACGGCAAGACCGGCUCGGGCACCAGUGUCAUCCUCCGUUUCUACGAAGCAUUGGGUGCGCAUGCUGGGGCGAGCCUGGAUAUCGUUGGACUGAACGUCCAAUCCGUUGUGCUAGCCAAUCUGUUGGAAGAUACGAUUGGCAAAGCCUCGGACUACCACGUUGAUCUCACGACCCCUGCAGAUGAGGAGCACACUAGGGUCCGACUGCACCUCAGGCCCUUCCAGGUCAUUACACUCAAGGUUCAGCUGGCUGCCUAA